Messenger RNA from Staurois parvus, 275 nucleotides. The record is from the annotation of a GenBank genome assembly. Lineage: Eukaryota; Metazoa; Chordata; Amphibia; Anura; Ranidae.
AAAAGGGCGAUGCCUAACAAAGAAAACCCCUUCCAAUUUCAUUGAACAGAAAUGUCUCAAGGCCUGAGAUAGAAAAUAAUUUCUUUACACGAGAAAAGUGAAGGCUACAAGAAUAUCAGCACAUACUGUAGCAAAAGUGAUACAAAAAUUUAACAAAGAUGGAACUGCAACCAUCUCACAGGGAAGUCCAGGCUGUCCAGGGAAGUCCACGACAGGAGCGUCUUCUGAUGAGAAGGGUUGAAGAAAAAUCACCAUGCAAGAUCACUGCAGUUAGC